Messenger RNA from Ramularia collo-cygni, 768 nucleotides. Its product is annotated as related to Serine/threonine-protein kinase BUD32. The transcript has a single exon. Gene Ontology annotation, cellular component: nucleus; cytosol; EKC/KEOPS complex. Gene Ontology annotation, molecular function: protein serine/threonine kinase activity; ATP binding. NCBI's taxonomy places the organism in Eukaryota, Fungi, Ascomycota, Dothideomycetes, Mycosphaerellales, Mycosphaerellaceae. The record is from RefSeq and is a predicted model, not a curated record. Gene Ontology annotation, biological process: protein phosphorylation. The coding region runs from base 1 to 768 and encodes 255 amino acids.
AUGACCCCUCAACACCCCCUCCCCCCACCAUUCUCCACCUCCCCCUCCCCCUUCACCCUCAUAAUCCAAGGCGCCGAAUCCCUCCUCUACCACACCACCUCCCCCAACAACCCGACCGAACCCUGCGCCUUGAAAAUCCGCCCCUCGAAACUCUGGCGCCACCCACUCCUCGACAAACGUCUCACCAAACAACGCAUCCUAGCUGAAUCGCGCGUUUUGGUGAAAUUAUCCCAAAGUUUGACGACGGGGCAGACCCGGCAGCUGUUUUCUGUUCCUGCGGUUUUGGGCAUGGAUUGGGAAAAUGGGUGGUUGGCACUUGAGUGGAUUGAGGGGAGGACUGUGAAGGCUGUUAUUCGAGGACGGAGGGAUGGAAGGGAGGAGGAUAAUGAAGAGGAAGGGUUGAAAUCCAUGAUGAGAAGAAUUGGAAUCGCCGUCGCCACGUUGCAUUCUUUGGGGAUUGUACAUGGGGAUCUCACGACUAGUAAUCUUAUGCUGAGGGGGAAUAAUGUUGAUGAUGGAGGGUUUGAGGGGGAGGUGGUGGUGAUUGAUUUUGGAUUGAGUGGGCAGAGUGUGCAGGAGGAGGAGCGGGCGGUGGAUUUGUAUGUGUUGGAACGGGCGUUUGGGAGUACGCAUCCUAGAGAGGAGGGGCUGUUUGGGGUCGUUUUGGAGGGGUAUUUGGAGGGUGCUGGUGGGAAGUGGGGGAGGGGCGUGUUGAGGCGGUUGGAGGAUGUGAGGAUGAGGGGCAGGAAGAAGAGUAUGAUUGGGUGA